GUGAAAUUGUUAUGAGAAAAGUUAGUAGUGACUGCGCAAUCGUACCGCAGGCGGCAAGAGACGCGCACCCCACAACUUCACGUCGUUCUACGUUCCGAAGUUAACGCAAAGUUCCGCCAUUUUGGAACAUGCUCACAACCCACUUGUUUUAUAAAGAAACUUUUUAUUAAUUCCUGUGGGCCGCGGAGUGUCAGUAAGAUGUUUUGAGGUUAGGCUGUGAGUCGAUAUGUACGUUUUUGUGGCUCUGGACCGGUGCUUUACUGUGUAAGUGACUGUGUUGUAGAGGUUCGCGAGUGUUUCCGAAGAUUUCAGAUGUUGUUUUGAAGUGUUUCACGCGUGACGUUUUCCGGAUGAUGCUCUUGUGAUUUGUGUUUACUUCAGCAAGCGUAAGGAGGACGCUACGAUCUCGUCUUGACCUUGCUUAUGAACCGGACGUACGGGGAAGUGACAGGAUGUCACGCAAGGGGCGGGAGAGUUACACCAUUCGCCACUUACUACAGUUGCCGAAUGCAAGGUCGUCGCCUGGUCCACAUCCUCCCGCGCCAUCUAUCAAGGCAUCAUUAAGGCAUCGACUGCCGUCGCCAACUGAUCAAGAUGCGCGGGACUGCGACGACGUCAACACUGACAAGAAUGAAGAAGAAGUAAAAAUAACACACAAGCUUUUCCGACCAUCUACCUCAAAUUCGACGGCGCCGUUGAACACACACUCGACGCUGUCACACCUAAAUAAAAGGAGGCUGGAGUUCGGCGUAGAUAUUGAAGCUUUCAGAGUGAACGACAGAAGACUAGAUCGCGUAGACAGCGAAGCGUCCAUGGACGAAGACGCGGCUGCUAAGCGGCGUAGACGACUUCUCGAUGACGACAGAAGAGACGAAAUCGAUUCCUACCACAGAACUUUCACUGUACACAGACCUAACAUUCUACGUCAUCCGAGUGAAGACGCAGAAUCGCUUUUGCAAAGGACACAAAACGCUCUAAAGUCUCUUAGUAGCUGGCCCCGAGAUCAGCCGUCUCUACCUAAUGGUGAUGAAAAUGAAGAUGCAAACGACUUUGAUAAUCUGUUUAAUGAUAAGCGAUCAGAUAAAAUGUUACCGUCCUCUCCGUCACAAUCGUCAGAUAGCGCACAUUCACAAAGAAGUUUCACGACACACCAAAACGAUGAGUCUAAAUCCCAUGCAUGUGAAAGAAUAGAAAACGCAGAAGUUCCUUACAGAGACCCUAAAAUGGAAAGAGAAAAUAGUAUAGACAACUACGAUAGAGGAGAUAAAUCUCCAAACCAUUAUGAUACGCCUAAUUUUGAUGAACUUGUAGACUCGUCAUCCAACGAAUUAGAAAUUGAUAUGUCGGAUCGAAACGACGACAAGUAUGAAGAUGACCGGGAAGCUAAAAGAAGAAAAGCUGAAAUAAUUGCUGUCAACAAACAAUCGCUAUAUAACGCUUACAAAGCUGCAACAGCUUCUUUGCCUUAUUCAACACAGUCCGCAUUCAAACCUCCAGCGGAAGUUAAGCACAAAAUACAUGGAUCGUCUUUUCCCAGUGAACCUUUCGGGGGUUAUUCAAAUGAUCACGAGAAGAGUUCACUGCAUAAGGUGUCAAAACAGUACACAGUGCUGCAGCCCGCCGGCGCAGGCUCGCGCGCCGCCACGGCGCUGCAGGAAGCGCGCACCGUGCCCUCCACUCAGCCAGCCCGAGAUUCGCGUCCCCUCACUGCACUCUCUCCGCCAGUCGUCAGAGAAGGCAACAAGUGUCCAACUCCUGGCUGCAAUGGGCAGGGCCACGUUACUGGCCUCUAUACGCACCACCGCAGUCUGUCAGGAUGCCCAAGAAAGGAUAAAGUUACACCUGAGAUUUUGGCACUGCACGAGACAAUCCUAAAGUGUCCGACGCCGGGGUGCAACGGCCGCGGCCACGUCAGCUCCAACAGAAGCACGCACCGGUCUCUGUCCGGCUGCCCCACUGCCGCCGCGCGCAAAGCCGCCGCUCGCUCACAGAGAGGACGACCCCCAGUGCAAUUACAAGCAUUAGCACCAGCGCCCGUCUCCAUCUCGGUGUCAGUGACGUCCGCGUCCACGGACAGCGGGGCCGCGUCCCGCUCGCGGGAGCGCCCGCAGGCGGCGUCGCCGCGCACUCCGCCCGUGAAACGCGAAGCCCCCGAGCUGCUGGUGCCCAAGAGAGAGGCCGCCGAGCCCGAGCGCGACUCUCCCGGCAUGGAGACGCGCCACGCCGGCUACGGCGCGCCGCCCGACCAGAGGUCCCCCUACGAGCGCCCGCCCGACGACCAUGUGCGCUCCUACAGUCAAAUGAACGAAGCUCGAUACGGCUACGAGUCUCGGUGCUACGAAGGCGCGCCGGCUUUCGAGCGGUACGACCCGGCGCAGUGCCCGCAGCGACCCUACCAAUGGGAGGAGGAGCGGUACCACGACCCUCAUCUACCCACACCUAUGAAAACGGACCAGUCCGAGCAAGAAGCGAGUACUGGACCCAUAUACCCUAGACCGAUGUACCAUUACGAAGCUGGUGGAGUAGGCGGCGUGGCGGGCGUGAGCGCGAUGGGACCGGGUGUGCCCCCCGGUUUCUCGGCGAUCAAUCUAUCCGUGAAGAUUGCUGCGGCACAGGCGCAGCGAGCUCGCAGUCCAACACCGAGGGAUCCCAGAGAUCCUCGUCCGGCAGAUCUUUCUACGUCUAAUGGUAGUCCACAGGGUCCAUACGCAUCACCGGUGUACACGAGCGCCGGUGGCGGAGGCGCGGCCGGGCCGCGGGGCAGCCCGGCGCCCGGCGCCUCGCCUCAGCUCACGGCCAGCCCUCAGGUCCCCAGUCCACAAGGCCAGACCCUCGACCUUAGCGUGUCCCGUUUACCACAUAGUCGAAGUUUUCCUGGCGGCGUUUCAUAUAGUCGAGAAUCAACGCCAGACAGUGGCGGAAGCCAUCCAUAUCUAGAAGCAUACCAUCGAGACACUGCUGGUUACGGCGGCGUCAGUCCUCACCCCGUGGCGGGCUACGGGCUCGCGCAGCCGGACUACGCGGCGGCGGCGGCGGCGGCCGGCUACGGCGGCUACCAGUACCAGUGCGGCGCGUACCCCCCGCCGCCCGCCUACCCGCCGCACGCGCCGCCCUACUCUCCGCCCUGCUACAUGCCGCCGCCGCACGCGCCGCACGACAAACCUAAGGAUAGCAGCUAUCAGCGCGACGACUAUUACGGAAAACCGGGUUACCGGAUACGAGAGUCGAGAGAACUAAUCCAGUGCCCCGUCGAGAGCUGCGACGGAUCCGGUCACAUUUCAGGCAACUUCGCCACCCACCGCAGUCUCUCCGGGUGUCCGCGCGCCGACCGCUCGCAGCUGCAGCCGCAUUCGCAGGAGCUGAAAUGCCCCACGCCCGGCUGCGACGGCUCCGGCCACGUCACCGGCAACUACUCCUCGCACCGGUCGCUCUCCGGCUGCCCCCGAGCUAACAAACCGAAAAGCAAGCCAAGAGAUGGACAGGACUCGGAGCCGCUUAGAUGCCCAAUACCGGGCUGUGACGGUUCUGGACACGCUACUGGCAAAUUCUUAUCGCAUCGAAGUGCUUCGGGGUGCCCGAUUGCGAAUCGCAACAAAAUGCGAGUACUAGAAAGUGGAGGAACAGUGGAACAGCACAAAGCAGCCGUGGCAGCAGCGGCGUCCGCAAUCAAAUUCGACGGAGUGAACUGUCCCACACCAGGAUGUGACGGAUCCGGGCAUUUAAACGGUUCGUUUCUGACCCAUCGCUCGCUGUCCGGCUGUCCGAUCGCCGGAGCUGCAACUCCCACGCCGCCGAAGAAGCCCAAGUAUCCAGACGAUAUCACGCCGCUAUACCCGAAAUCAUACUCAGGUACAGAUAUUAGCAUGCAAACUGGGAACGGUGAAGAUCUUAUGACAUUGGAGCAAGAAAUAACCGAACUUCAACGUGAGAACGCUAAAGUCGAAUCGCAAAUGAUACGUCUAAAAUCUGAUAUCAAUGCUAUGGAAUCGCAACUCAGCCACGGAGAAAGAGAGAAUCAACAAAUGCAUCACAGCAACAACAACUUCCACGAGUAUUACAAGGGCCUCUGCAAUAACGUAAUAACUUUAUUGGAAACCGUCCGGCUCCCAGGGGGAGGCACCGCUCCCGCACCCACUGCCCUCGGAACACCCGGGGCGCCUCCUCCGCCAGGCCCCGGGGAGAAACCUGCCUACGAUAACUUCGACUCAUAUUUGACCAAACUACAGACUCUAUGCUCUCCCGAUGGCUACUGUCCUGACGAGAAUCGACCAAUCUAUGAAACGGUGAAAAAUGCACUGCAAGACUUCACCGUGCUUCCCACGCCUAUUUAAGUGUCACCCAGCGCCGCCGAAAACGAGCGACAGUGAUUUCGUUAGCCAUCACACGAUCGGCGGAGCUUAUUUACAAAAGGAAACACUUCCUGCUAGUGCGCUAUACAAACAAUUUAAUAUAGCUAUUUACCAAAGGUGUACUAUAAAAAGACUGUUGACAAAAUGUCAAAUCGAAUACAGUGAACGAUGUAGUUGUGUACAGUGUAUCGGCCGUGCGAAGGGUCCUUCGGACGUUAUGUGUUCUAUUUAGAUAAUGAUGUCUAUUUUAUAAACCGUUGUAUACGAUGUGUGACUUCUGUGAGUCAUCGCGUUAAAGCUCGAAAAAUUCGACUAUUUAUCAUUAAGGUGGACUUAAAUUUAAAUGAAUUUUAAACACUGUUACUCGUAUUAUGCUUAUAGUUAAGUAAGUUAACUUUAGGGAAAGUUUAUACAAUUGUAUUUAAGCGAUUUAGUCCCACACAACACACCAAAAGGGAUUGACUUAAGUAAGGGUGUAAAUAUGUACGUAACUCAUUAAUUAGAUUAUGUCCUAGAUACCGAACUACAGCCAAGGUAGCCGGUGUAUAGUGAAAAUGUGAGGUCGUUUUACCGAACAAACAAACAUAAAUAGCAAUUAAUAAGAAUGUUAUACGUACUGCGUUUUAUGUUCAUACUGGGUAUGUGCCAAAUGCUUCCGCAGGAGCACCCGACCGCUAACGUUUUAAGACUAUUAUUGAUAUAGGUGGAAACGAAACGAAAAUAAACAAACUUUUAGAAGACUCUAGUCACUUUGUAAAUAAAUUGUGAAUACAUAGUUGUCACGUCGUAAGGACGUUAAUAUUUAUAUUAGAGAAUAAAACGAUCUCAUUAGAUCAAGUAAGUUAAAUAAUUCAGUCAUUAAUUGAUAACCAAAUUAGGGAUAAAUUGAUAAUUUCUUUGUUAGCCAAUGUUUCACUUGCUGUGAUUAUGUUACAUGUUAUUUAUUGUUACCUUUGAGGAUGUGAUAGCUCGAAUCGAGGCGGGUUAGCGUUAUUUUGCAAUCUAUUAUUUGAUGCGCUUCACGAAAAUAUGUGCAAUUAUUGUUUAUUACUUAUUUGUAGAAGCGAUGCGUAACGUUUUCCGUUGUAAAUUAUUGUGGAUUCACUGAAAUUAUUUCUCUAAAUCAAAUCGCGUACCGACACUGAUCAAUAAUUAUAUACGCAUUUAAAUAUUAAACCUAUUACUAUGUUACUAAUCUGAUUGUCAUAUACGUUUCUGUAAAAUAUUGAGUAUGUGUUGUUAAAAAGAAUAAAAAUAAUAAAUACCGAGAUAAUGA
Molecule: messenger RNA, 5625 nt
Organism: Maniola jurtina (meadow brown)
Lineage: Eukaryota; Metazoa; Arthropoda; Insecta; Lepidoptera; Nymphalidae
Product: actin cytoskeleton-regulatory complex protein PAN1-like
Exons: 21
Coding region: 453-4331 (1292 amino acids)
Biological process (GO): regulation of transcription by RNA polymerase II
Cellular component (GO): nucleus
Molecular function (GO): DNA-binding transcription factor activity, RNA polymerase II-specific; RNA polymerase II cis-regulatory region sequence-specific DNA binding; zinc ion binding
Source: RefSeq, a predicted model, not a curated record